AUGGUCGGUGCGGCGUUCGUCAACUCUUUUGUCAUAUAUGGUCAGAUCAAAGCGCUGGGUGUCCUGCUCAUUCCGAUGACAAACGACUUGGACAGUGACUUGUGGCUUGUCGGCUGGAUUGCAAUCCUCCAUGUCAUGGCGCUCAACUGUUUCGGUAUCGGGGCAGCGUUCAGUUUCUUCAUCAGUUAUGCUGUAAUGGCCUCGUACUUCAAGGAAAAGUAUCCCUUAGCUGCUGGAAUAGCAACGAUGGGUUUUCCUGUGGGUGUGAUGAUUUACGGGCCAGUUACACAGGUACUUCUGGACACCUAUGGCUGGAGAGGAACCAUGCUUUUACUGGGAAGUGUCUCGUUUCAUCUGGUGGCGUUUGCUUUGUUAGUGCGACGGGACCCAUCUUCCUCUUCACCAGAUAGUCAGCAGUACCAAGAGGUUUCGGUAAGCGAAGAGGAAGACGCCGAUUCAAAGGAAAAUCCUACACUUUGCAGUAAUCACACACCUUGUACCUCCGACUCAGCUCUUCGUAAAAGUAGGCUUUGGGAGUGUUGCCAGCGUUUUACUAAUGCAUUCGAUUUAGCAUUGCUGAAAGAUAAAAGGUUUGUCUUCUUGGCUUCCGCGAGAUUUACUGGUGCUCUUGCCUACAGUGCAUGGGUGGUGUAUGUUGUACCGCACGGGCAGUUUCAGGGUCUGACUGAAACACAGGCGUCGUUUCUUCCCACUGCCUUCGGUUUUGGCAAUGUCAUUGGCAAGUUGGUAGCGCCCAUCUUGCAGGAGGUCGGCGUAAAGCCAUCCAUGACAUUCUGGGCGUGUUUCGGGGCAAGCGUCGUGUGCCCAUCGUUCCUCUUAGACGCCUUCAUCAGACCGUUCAUCGGACAGUUAGCUGUGAUGGGACUCGUAGGCGUCGGUUACGCUAUGAUGUACCAAGCUAUUGAUGUCAUGUUGCGGUUUCUUUCGACCGACGACCGGUUGGUCAGUAUACUGUGCUGGCAAGGGGUUUUCAUUGGGAUAUCUUCGGCACUUGGUGGAUUAGUGGCAGGUGUGAUGCUUUUCCCUUAUUAUUUCCCUAUUAUUUAGCACAUUUCCAA
Patiria miniata (bat star) is the source of this 1079-nucleotide messenger RNA. RefSeq names its product monocarboxylate transporter 2-like. The record is from RefSeq and is a predicted model, not a curated record. Gene Ontology annotation, molecular function: monocarboxylic acid transmembrane transporter activity. Lineage: Eukaryota; Metazoa; Echinodermata; Asteroidea; Valvatida; Asterinidae. Gene Ontology annotation, biological process: transmembrane transport. Bases 1 to 1068 code for a protein of 355 amino acids. The transcript has 2 exons.